This is a messenger RNA of Morchella sextelata, 1830 nucleotides long. RefSeq lists its product as uncharacterized. The coding region runs from base 1 to 1830 and encodes 609 amino acids. The transcript is spliced from 5 exons. The record is from RefSeq and is a predicted model, not a curated record. Gene Ontology annotation, cellular component: nucleus; U2 snRNP; precatalytic spliceosome. Lineage: Eukaryota; Fungi; Ascomycota; Pezizomycetes; Pezizales; Morchellaceae. Gene Ontology annotation, biological process: mRNA splicing, via spliceosome.
AUGGUCGCCGCUAUGGAACCAGUUCCCCCCCCUCAAGCGAUUCCGUCUGACGCGAAAACCGCCGUGGUUGUCAAUGGCACAGAAAAGCCUACCGCGAUUAGCAACACCCCCAUAACCACAACCAGUACGGGUAAGGCUGUAAAGAAGGGGAAGAACCAGCUCCGACGCGAGAAGAAGAAGCAAAGGAAGGCACAGGAGCGGGAAGGGAGUGUAGUCACAGAAUCUGAGAGUGAAUCUGAAUCGGUUGCAGUCUCUUCGAAUGUGCGGCUUAAUCUUGUCCCGGAGAGCACUCCUGACUUCAAGAGCAGCGAUUUGGAAUUAGACGAGAGCGACCCGAACUUCGCCGAGUACCAAAGGAUUCUCCAGAAAUUUAACGCUGUCGAUGAUGCCAAAGCGAUUGAGGACAAAGGCGAGAUCAUGGGCCUUGAAGACGACAUGAUACCUGACGAACCUGAAGAGAAUCCUGAUGUUCCGAAGCUCUCGAAAAAGGCGCGAAAGGCCAGAGACAAGCUCAGUGUUGCCGAGCUCAAGGCACUCGUUAAACGUCCCGAAACAGUGGAAUGGACCGAUACCUCGGCCCAAGACCCCCGCCUCCUCGUUCAUCUUAAAUCGUACCGCAAUUGCGUACCCGUACCUAAUCACUGGUCACUCAAACGCGAAUAUCUUUCGUCAAAGCGAGGAAUGGAGAAACCCCCCUUUGAAUUACCGAAGUUUAUUAGGGACACAGGUAUCAUGGAGAUGCGAGACUCAGUGAAGGAAAAGGAAGAAGCUCAAACAUUAAAAUCUAAGAUUCGGGAACGUGUUCAGCCAAAGAUGGGAAAAUUAGAUAUCGACUACCAGAAGCUUCAUGAUGCGUUCUUUAGAUUCCAGACGAAACCACCAUUGACGAUGUAUGGGGAGAUUUAUUACGAAGGGAAGGAAUACGAGACCAAUCUCAAGGAUAGACGGCCCGGCGAACUAAGUGAGGAACUGAAGGAGGCACUGAACAUACCCCCAGGCGCUCCGCCACCAUGGCUUAUUAACAUGCAGCGGUUUGGACCCCCGCCUAGCUAUCCGAGCUUGAAGAUUCCAGGUCUGAACGCCCCGAUCCCAGCAGGCGCACAGUGGGGUUUCCACCCAGGUGGUUAUGGAAAACCGCCCACGGACGAAUACAACCGUCCACUCUAUGGAGAUGUGUUUGGUGUCCUGCAGGCACAAGCGCCCACGCAAACAGGUGAACCUGUAGAGAAGACAUUGUGGGGCGAGUUGGUACCAGAGGAAGAUGGCUCCUCUUCAGAGGAGGAAGAGGAUGAUGAAGAGGAGGAAGAGGGUGAUGAGGAAUUUACAGAGGGUCUCACAACCCCGAGUGGAAUGGAUACACCCUCCGGGAUGGUCUCAGCCGUACCCAGCGAAUUCGAGCCUGUUGAUGGUGGGUUUGAGCUGCGGAAGAGGAGGGACGGAACAGAGACAGAGGAAGACACGGUUCAGAAGAGUCUUUACACUGUGCUGCCUGAACAAAACAUCCGUGCCAAGGGUUUCUUCGGAGGGGAGCGCGCUUAUGAUAUCUCAAAGGCGACUCGCACAGAUCUACCCGUGCUAGGACAAGAAGACCGAAAGCGCAAGAAACCUGGUGACAUUGAGGUAACAUUGGAUCCUAGCGAGCUUGAAAACUCGGACGGCCUGAGCAGUGAAGCUGUAAAGGCACAAUACGAAGCGCAGCAGGAAGCCCAAAGAAGGGAAAGUCAAGGGUUCCAGGAGGACUUGAGUGACAUGAUCGCAGCAGAGAGUAGGAAGAGGCAGAAGAGAGAUGAGGAGAACGCGAAGAGGAAGAAAGACAAGUACAGGUUUUAA